Molecule: messenger RNA, 2728 nt
Organism: Branchiostoma belcheri (Belcher's lancelet)
Lineage: Eukaryota; Metazoa; Chordata; Leptocardii; Amphioxiformes; Branchiostomatidae
Product: slit homolog 1 protein-like
Exons: 3
Coding region: 1592-2728 (378 amino acids)
Cellular component (GO): extracellular matrix
Molecular function (GO): protein binding
Source: RefSeq, a predicted model, not a curated record
GAGAGAGAAUGUGCAUGAUUGUGUGUGUUUGUGUGGUAAUAUGGUGUGUUGUAUUUGUGCCUUUGUUAAAAUAUGUCAUUAUGGAUUGUGUGUAAGUAUGCACCAUGUAACUAUAGAAAUGCAUACCUGUGUAAUCAUCAAAUAGUGAUACAGAUAAUGAUACAUGAAGUUCUAGUGGACACAGUGUUUGAUGAAUAUUCAACCUCACACACAGUUCACAUUCUUUGCUUCAAGUGGCCCAGCGGACUCGUGCUUUCGCCUCAGUGGGACCAGGGUGUGUGCACAUUAUUUGGAAGGGCACACACAACGCUCCAUAUAUGGGAGCCCGGAUGGUAGAUGGCGCGUAAAAAUUGCGAACUUUGUCGUUCAAUUUCGCGGUAAAAAUGUGGCCCUGGCAAAAAAUAUGUUAUAGAUUAUAAAAAUAGACCAAAAAGUCUACCAUGUCAGAUAGAGUUUUUUUUCUAUACUAGUAUUUCCGAAAAGUCCUCAGACACCGUUCAAUAUCACCUUAAGAGAACUCCUUGUACUCCUUUUUUAACCUUAAUUUGUACCCUGAAGUAGCCACUUGUAAGUGUUGUGCUUUAAUCUGUGAUUAAAGACCCAGACUGAAUAUCACAGUCAUGUAACAUUUACAUGUAGCCUAAAGACUAGAUGUGGCCUAUACAUGAAAGGAGUUGGUUUUCUGUUCAAGGACACGUGGAGUUUUAAAGACGUUGUAAAGAGAUGAGAGGUUAAUCUUUAUGAUCUGUACGCAAUGCUAAAGUCCCAAAAAGAUAAUUGUACUUAAACUGCUGAUGGCUUGAAGUAUAUGUUGGGUAAGGCCAUGCCAAUCGUAUUUGUUGGUUCUACAAUGUAUCAGGUUCUGAAUCAAUCCCAAAUUCUCACAUGUAUUGGUACCAAAACCUUUUUAGAUAAUACAGAUUUCAACACGUCUUGAGUUUUCUGUUUCCUUGGUCUAGGAAGAAAAAUUGAAAUUCAUUUACUAUUAAAAUUUUCAGUUCUUUUGAACUGUCAAAGGUUAUGUCCUUAAAAAGUCAAUACCAAUUUUUAAUGAUAGGCCCCUUGAUUGUAAUUAAGAAGCUUAAGGGUUUGCAAAGGUUACUUCAGAGCCUUGAGUGUCUGCAGAUGCCAUUCUUUACAACAGACAGGACUACUACUUAAAGGUGUCCCAGACCAGGUGAGGUACUACAGGUACAGGUGAUUGUGUCAGGGACGACUCCCGUGUGUCUUCCAGACGGCGUCUCUCAGUAAGUCUUUUUCUUUAAGGUGUUACAUGUAUCUGUUUCGGUAUUGUUUCACUCAUGUUGAAUUAUGUUAUGCUUGGUUUGUUUGGGUUGCUCAAUUAGGCAGAGAGUUGUGAUGCCAAUUUCUAGCCUUGCCAUUACUAGGCUGUUCUGACCAAUGAUUUGUUACUUGUAGCGACUUGAGUGUUGCUAGCCAAAUGGCUACUUUAGUGUGAUACAUGUUAAAUUGUGCAUAACCAUGAUGUAACCAAUAACAUUUGUUCUAUCCAGCAGAAUACACAGUUCAGGAAAACCUUCUUGCCGGGCCUGACAAGAAGUCUGCAUAAACGUCGAAGGACAGACAGUCCAUGAUGGGUGUGCUGAUGUUCCUCCUAGUCAUCCUUAAGGUGUUGGGAGCAGCAGAAACCUGCAGCUGCACAUCUUCACCAUACUGCAGGUGUGUUGGUCAGGGUCUCACCAGCAUACCUCCGGACCUGCCAACCUCCAUCAUCGGCUUAAAUUUGGGACAGAAUCUAAUCACAACGUUAAGCCAAUCUGACUUCUCAGAGUAUAGGAACUUAGAAACUUUAGAACUGCCUCAAAAUCGCAUUUCUGUCAUCAAUAGCCAACCAUUCUAUCACUUGUCAAGCUUGACCAACUUGUACCUGAACAAUAACAGGAUAACGGCCCUGAGUCCUGACAUGUUCACAGGGCUGGGAAACUUGGAGAGGCUUGAGCUGGAAAGUAAUAAGAUCAUUGACAUUCAGGCUAAAACUUUCAGUUCUACACCAAAUCUGGUAAGGCUGACCCUGUUUUCUAACAAUUUAAUACGCCUCAGAGUUGACAUGUUCACAGGGCUGGGAAAUUUACAGGGCCUUUACCUGAACAAUAAUAACAUCACAGAUAUUCAGACUGGAACUCUCAAUCCAACUCCAGAACUCAGAUACUUAGACCUGAACAACAACCAAAUUCAUUCCAUUCCGUCCAACUUGCUGGCAAAUCUGCUGCAACUUACAGAACUCAGAUUGAAUGAAAAUGACAUCAAAAUUUUUCCCUUUGAAGAUUUGUCAAAGAUUCAAAGAAUAUCUCUUCUUUACCUCAACAAUAACCAAAUGACAACCCUUCCCUCUUUGGCCUAUGAGAUACUAUCAUCCAUCUCUACUGUUAACAUUGACAACUACCCCUGGCAGUGUGACUGUAGGAUGGUGGACUUUAAGUUGAAGAUGACAGAACCACGUUCUUUUGACAAACAGAUCACUUGCUCCCAACCAGACAGCCUCAGUGGGCAAAACCUGAUAAAAGUCAACCCUGGCGAUUUGAUGACAGACUGUCAAAAACCAAACAUUACGAGGUUCGAGAGGAUUGAAAAUUAUCUUCUGAUUCAGGGAGAGACUCUCCGUUUGGUGUGUGAAGCUUCAGGAAUCCCCACACCAGACAUCACAGUUAGACUCCCAUCUGGACUCGAAUUCAAUGCAACAGUAUACUAUUGUCAGCUGGAAGGGUGA